Molecule: messenger RNA, 1294 nt
Organism: Columba livia (rock pigeon)
Lineage: Eukaryota; Metazoa; Chordata; Aves; Columbiformes; Columbidae
Gene: NIPSNAP1
Product: nipsnap homolog 1
Exons: 10
Coding region: 142-969 (275 amino acids)
Biological process (GO): sensory perception of pain
Cellular component (GO): mitochondrion
Source: RefSeq, a predicted model, not a curated record
CCAAUCAGAAUCACCCUUCUCCAGGCCAGCUUCUGAGGGAAGGGCGGGGCGCCACGCCCCUGGAGGGCGUGGUCGGACUGAGGGGCGGGGCUUGAUUGACCACGCCCCCGCCCCGCCAGGCCCCGCCCCGCUGCGGGGAAGAUGGCGGUGGCGCGGAACGGUGGGAGCGCGGCGCUGCGGCAGCUGCGGGGCGGCAUCCCCGGCGGAGCGCGGGGGUACUCGCGGGACGCUGAGGGCAGCUGGUUCCGCUCCCUCUUUGUACACAAGGUCGAUGCCCGCAAGGAUGCCCAUUCCAACCUCCUCUCCAAGAAGGAGACCAGCAACCUCUACAAGAUCCAGUUUCACAAUGUGAAGCCGGAGUGCCUGGAUGCCUACAACAGCCUGACAGAGCAGGUGCUGCCCAAGCUGCACUCAGAUGCCGACUACCCCUGCGACCUGGUGGGCAACUGGAACACGUGGUAUGGCGAGCAGGACCAGGCAGUGCACCUCUGGCGCUUCUCGGGCGGGUACCCGGCCCUCAUGGACUGCAUGAACAAGCUCAAACAGAACAAGGAGUACCUGGAGUUCCGCAAGGAGAGGAGCCGGAUGCUGCUGUCCCGCAGGAACCAGCUGCUCCUGGAGUUCAGCUUCUGGAAUGAGCCCCUGCCCCGCCAGGGACCCAACAUCUAUGAGCUCAGGACGUACAAGCUGAAGCCAGGGACCAUGAUUGAAUGGGGCAACAACUGGGCUCGCGCCAUUAAGUACCGGCAGGAGAACCAGGAGGCGGUCGGCGGGUUCUUCUCGCAGAUCGGGGAGCUGUACGUUGUGCAUCACCUCUGGGCCUACAGGGACCUGCAGUCCCGGGCGGAGACGAGGAACGCUGCCUGGAGUAAGAGGGGCUGGGACGAGAACGUGUACUACACGAUGCCGCUGAUCCGGACCAUGGAGUCACGGAUUAUGAUUCCCCUGAAGAUCUCCCCCCUGCAGUGAGCGGGGGCUGCACUGGGACGUCUGCCUGUGCAUGGGGGGUUCCCCCCGCCUGCACCCCUGCUGGGGAAGGGUUGGGGUCUCUGCUCCCAUGCAGCUCCCAGCCCUCCUUUCCCCCAAACCCUGCUAUUUUGGGCUGCCCUGUGGGGGCUGUGAGCGGGGAGGGGAAGGGCGGGAGCCCCCCUUCUGCAGUGGGUCCCCAAAUGUGGCAGAGAAUGGUGCUGCCUGGGGGGGUUGGGCAGGCUGCAGAGGUGGGGGAACUGUCUUAAUUAUUCCUGAUGGGCCCAAUGGGUGCCUUUCCUGCCAAUUAAAUAUUUAAUAUGCCAAA